Molecule: messenger RNA, 2019 nt
Organism: Haemonchus placei
Lineage: Eukaryota; Metazoa; Nematoda; Chromadorea; Rhabditida; Trichostrongylidae
Source: the annotation of a GenBank genome assembly
UCGUCGAGUAAAAAUCAUCCAACAUUGACUAGUUUUGUUUCUAUUCUGAACCAUUCAGCAAUUCCCAUAGACUGCCCCAGUCCAUUCAAAGCGGUCUGGGACUGGAUUAUAUUGCUGCUCGUUAUAUAUACGGCAGUAUUCACACCGUACGUUGCUGCCUUUCUUCUCAGAGAACUCCAAGAUACCUCACGUAAGGCUCGAUUUUCGGAGCCCUUGGAAAUCGUGGAUUUGAUAGUGGAUAUUAUGUUUAUAGUGGACAUUAUUAUUAACUUUCGCACUACAUACGUCAAUGAGAAUGAUGAAGUAGUGUCGCACCCGGGUAAAAUUGCCAUCCACUACUUCAAGGGAUGGUUCGUCAUAGAUAUGAUAGCUGCCGUGCCAUUCGAUCUGUUAUUAGUGAAUACUAAUAGUGAUGAAACCACCACGCUUAUUGGCUUACUGAAAACUGCUCGAUUGUUACGGUUAGUACGGGUAGCAAGGAAAUUAGAUAGGUAUUCCGAGUAUGGCGCUGCCGUGUUGUUACUUUUAAUGGCAACGUUCGCCCUUAUCGCUCACUGGUUAGCAUGUAUAUGGUAUGCGAUUGGAAGUGCCGAAUUACCACAUAAGCGCGAAAUUACGUGGUUACAUCAAUUAUCACGACAUCUGAACGAGCCAUAUUUGUCGACAAACGGCACGGUACCAACGGGUGGACCGUCGUUAAAGAGUCGAUAUGUGACGUCAUUAUAUUUUACACUGUCGACGAUUACUUCAAUAGGUUUGUUGAAUUUUACAAAUAUCAGAGAGAAUUCAUUGGGUGCAAGAAAAAAGGCCUAUCACACGGAAAUGUCACGAUUGCGUGAGUUCAUCCGUUUCCAUCAGAUUCCAAAUCCGUUACGGCAGCGGCUUGAGGAAUACUUUCAGCAUGCCUGGUCAUACACCAACGGCAUAGACAUGAACCUGGUGUUGAAAGGUUUCCCGGACUGUUUACAAGCGGAUAUUUGUCUACAUCUAAAUCGGAAUCUUUUAAAUAGUUGUCCUGCAUUUGCUGGUUCAUCACCUGGAUGUUUACGAGCGUUAAGUAUGCGAUUUCGAACAACUCAUGCUCCACCUGGUGAUACGCUGGUACAUCGUGGUGAUAUACUUACCGGAUUGCAUUUCAUCGCUAGAGGUAGCGUGGAGAUCCUAAAUGACGACAACACCGUCAUGGGUAUUCUCGGAAAGGACGACAUAUUCGGCGAGAAUCCGCUACUGUACGAAGAUGUAGGAAAGUCAUCGUGUAAUGUCCGAGCAUUGACGUACUGUGAUUUGCACAAGAUUCUCAGGGACGAUUUGUUGGACGUGCUCGACAUGUAUCCAGAAUUUGCGGAAAAUUUUUGUAAAAAUCUCAUCAUUACCUACAAUCUUCGAGAUGAAUCACAAUCAACGCGAAAACGAUUUGAUCGUCAUAAACUUUUGCGGAUGUCAUCGUCUCUGAACAAAGAUCGAUACGGUACGCCCGUAGAUGGUUCGUCGUGGGCUUGUCUUUCCUAUUACUCAGUCUCCCGAACCGAUUCCAAUCCAAUGGAUCGACGACAAUCUGGUGGGUCACGAGGCUCGUCGCGAUAUUCGCCACCGCAUGUUCGCGCCGAAGCGACACCAUUAUUGCGACGCGCACAGCAUGACAACGAUGACGACGCUGUCUUCGAGGAUAUUCGCGCGUUCUCGCGCGGCAACACCGUAACCGUAUCGCCUACCGUACAUCACGACUCCAAUGGAAAUGGUGUGUUAAAUAAAUACCAAUUGGAGCGGAUGCAAAACAAGAUGAACACAGAUUUUGAAUUGCUGAUUCGAUUGAUGAAGGAGCACGGGAAAGCACCCUCGUCCUCUGAUGGUAAUUCACUAUUAAUUGUACUCAUUGUUUAUCGAAUUUCGUUUGAAAUGUCUGACAAAGUUGAGAGAAAAAUUGAUUUCAAUGGAGUUAUCGUGCUGGGAUCAAGGCUGUGCCCAGGAAGCGUUCCAGGGCAACCCCUUAGAUGUGGACGAUGGAAGAUUCGGAGUUAA